AUGGAGAGCACUCUACAAAACAAGCGGGAUACCUCACCUACACCAUCCCCAUCUCAUCGAAGAAACUCAUCGAACUCAAGCAUCCUUUCCAAGUUCCCCUUUUUAAGAACAUCCCCGGAAAAGCGACGUGAGCAAAACGAAAGCGCAAUCGACGACAAUGCCCCUGCGACUACCCCUCGUCCCGCUGCCCGACCAUCUGCGAGUGUGAUACAGUAUCAACGAACGCGAAGACGCCGGGGAUCUCUUAGGAAAGCUGCCCUGCUUGGUCGAGGAGCGCAACGUGAGCGCAGGGAGAGUCGGCCGCUUGUCAUUGACACUUCACAUGCUGCUGCGUAUGGACUCGACCCUACAGCUACGCAGACUCAAAGCCCGUCGCCGAUAGAGUCUCUGGAUUUGAAUAAUGCUCCAAGAGGCGCCCAGCGCACGCAGCUCGAUGGAUUUACGCCUCUACCUGGAGGACUCGGCACGGCCCCCGUACUUCCUCAAAAAGGGACGUCUUCCCAGACCACAGCUCGUUCAACGGCACUUGCAGACCAAGACGGAGCUUCCUAUACAUCUACAGACGAGGAGGAUUUACUCCAGAUACCUGGGAGUUCGUCGACAAUUCGGCAGAGCUUGUCCAUGUCACCAGGGCCAGACUCUUACUUUAAUAGUGUAAAAUCGACAUCAUCACAGCGCAGACGGCUCACAAGCAGGGCAAAGUCUCCAUUGUCGUUCAGUGGCCUAUCGUCCAACACGUUGCCGACACAUGAUGAUUGGGAUUAUACAGAUACAGAAUGGUGGGGAUGGGUUGUCCUGUGCGUAACGUGGUUUGUGUUUGUUGUUGGAAUGGGAUCUUGUCUUGACCUCUGGAGCUGGGCAUGGGACGUGGGCAAGACCCCAUAUGCGCCCCCCGAGUUCGAAGACGACGACACUCUACCAAUUGUGGGAUACUACCCUGCGUUGAUCAUUCUCACGGGUGUUAUGGCGUGGGUAUGGGUUGUUGUAGCUUGGGUUGGGAUGAAGUACUUCCGGCAUGCUAAAAUUAGCGGCGACUAA
Messenger RNA from Fusarium coffeatum, 1038 nucleotides. RefSeq lists its product as uncharacterized. NCBI's taxonomy places the organism in Eukaryota, Fungi, Ascomycota, Sordariomycetes, Hypocreales, Nectriaceae. The record is from RefSeq and is a predicted model, not a curated record. The transcript has a single exon. Bases 1 to 1038 code for a protein of 345 amino acids.